UUGGUCUCUCUCUCUUUGUUUAGCUAGAGUUAGAAGGCUCUACAUAGACCUACUUAUAGGUACUAACCUGUAUUGAGUCUUUUGUAAACAUAAGAUAUCAGCUUUCCUUUUCCUCUCCCGAUUCCCUGACGGUGCCUUGUUGAGAUGAGCACUAAGCUUACCACUACAGGUGCUACAAUCCCUCCCGGUCUCACGGAGCUACUGGAAGAAUUUGCUGUCACUGUCCUACGCGAGCAUCCGACUGACCUAGUCUCCUUUGCCGCCUCAUACUUUACCAACCUGAGAGAAGAGAACGCCCGGAACAGCUCCUCCUCUCAAAAAGGUUCGCAACGUGCUGGACCGGCCCCCAACUCUGAAGAAAACCAAAUGGAGUCUGAAAGCAUGGCCACUGACACUCCAGCACCGAGAGAGAUGGGGGAAAAUGAUUCUGAUGACGAUGACUUGCCAUCUGAUGAUUACAGAACUGCCAUGGCUUACAGGCGUCGCUCUGUCUUUGCCGAAGCAUAUGUACCAGGAGGCGAUGAGGAAACUGAUAAAAUUGUUCAUCCAAAAACUGAUGAACAAAGGCGCCGACUUGUUGAAGCUGUCAAGAAAAUAUUUCUCUUCAAGUCCUUAGAUCAAGAGCAGCUCAAUGAAGUUCUUGAUGCCAUGUUUGAGAAAGAGGUUGUUCCAGGAGAGAAGAUCAUUGAGCAAGGCGAUGAUGGCGACAAUUUCUAUGUCAUUGAUAGUGGACAGUAUGAUUGUCUACAGACACAACAAAGCGGUGGAGAGCCUAAAUUGGUGUUCCAGUAUGAUGGCCAGGGAUUCUUUGGCGAGUUGGCUUUGAUGUACAAUACCCCUAGGGCUGCUACCGUUAUUGCUACAACUCCUGGCACAAUUUGGGGACUAGACCGUAAGACAUUCAAGAGGAUCCUUUGUGAAUCCACCAGCAAGAAGCGCUCAACUUAUAAGCAGUUUCUUGAAUCUGUUCCUAUGUUGACAUCAUUAGAACCAUAUGAGUUGCUCAAUCUUGCUGAUGCACUUGAAAGGAAGUAUUAUUCUAAUGGCGAUUGUAUCAUCAAAGAGGGUGAUGCAGCUGAUAGUUUCUACAUUGUUGAGAAUGGCAAUGUUGAAAUUACAAGAGAAGAUACUUCUGGUAAGAAGGUAUUCCUUAACUCAUGUACCAGAGGCCAGUACUUUGGAGAACUGGCCCUGCUGACACAUAAGCCCAGAGCUGCUUCAGUUCAUGCAAAAGGAGAUGUUGUUUGUGCUGCACUUGACGUGGGUGCAUUUGAGCGCCUUCUAGGGCCUUGCAUUGACCUCAUGAGACGAAAUAUCUCCAACUAUGAGGAACAGCUGGUUCAGCUUUUUGGAGAAUCGUUUGACAUAUCCGAUGCCAGGUAAAGAGCAGGUGCUGUCCAUCUCCCCUUCGCUCCUUUGUGCACUCUCACACAAGAAAACAAACUGGAUAUUAUUAUUAAUAGUAGUCAUUAUAAUUAUUUAAAUAAUAUUAUCAGAUGGGUUAUUGUUAAGAAUGGUUCUCAUUGCCUUCUUCUUUUGAUGUACCACUUAUCAAUAAUAAUAUUAUAGUUGUUGUUAUUAUUAAUUUAUCUCUCAUUGUGUUACAUAUUUUCAAGUCCUUAAAGUUUUUCUUUGUUUUUGUGCGUGUGUGUUUGUUGUAGUGUAUGAUUAAUGUAGAACAAAAGGAUUUUAUUGUUUCAAAAUAA
Amphimedon queenslandica is the source of this 1706-nucleotide messenger RNA. RefSeq names its product cAMP-dependent protein kinase type II-alpha regulatory subunit-like. The record is from RefSeq and is a predicted model, not a curated record. NCBI's taxonomy places the organism in Eukaryota, Metazoa, Porifera, Demospongiae, Haplosclerida, Niphatidae. Gene Ontology annotation, molecular function: cAMP-dependent protein kinase inhibitor activity; protein kinase A catalytic subunit binding; cAMP binding. The transcript is spliced from 14 exons. Gene Ontology annotation, cellular component: cAMP-dependent protein kinase complex; cytosol. Gene Ontology annotation, biological process: negative regulation of cAMP-dependent protein kinase activity. The coding region runs from base 145 to 1383 and encodes 412 amino acids.